Rhinolophus ferrumequinum (greater horseshoe bat) is the source of this 2516-nucleotide messenger RNA. RefSeq names its product CEBPZ opposite strand (gene CEBPZOS). The record is from RefSeq and is a predicted model, not a curated record. The transcript has 8 exons. NCBI's taxonomy places the organism in Eukaryota, Metazoa, Chordata, Mammalia, Chiroptera, Rhinolophidae. Bases 702 to 941 code for a protein of 79 amino acids.
GAUCUGGAGACUGACGUUUCCAUUGGGAGUCCGCGCGGCAGGCACGCACGUGCCGCUCCUGCUCCUGGGCGCGCGUCCAGACCCUUGUAUCCCCACCCGGGCUUCUGGGGCUGUCAGGACCGGGUACAGAUACUUGCCAGCCGCUGUACCUACCAAGCACCGGCCCAGCAGUUAGGUGAGCCACCUGCUGCUCCUUAAGGGACCUCAUGGAGUUUACUACCAAAGCCCUCAUCAAUAGUCCUCGAUUUAUAAGAAAUCCUACUCACCUAAUGGACUAUGACACACUCCCAGAGUAAUACUGAUUCAUUGACACGGUGACUAAAGAGUGCUGAGGACUUACUUUACAACAACACUGCAAGGCACGCACUUCUGAGGAGGCUAUUGAGAAGCAAGUGGGCAAGACGACUUCUAUGGAUGUCAGCUUUCCCAGCUACCCCAGUGUUUUUUCAAAAUGAAUGAAGAGGCAAUGGCAGCAGGAAUUGGAUGAUACAUUGCUUCUGCCAACACCAUCAUUGUUGGACAUCCUGAAUAUCUUGUUCACCAUCAUGUUAUACCUCACUAAGGAACCCAUUUUGCAGAAAAAGAAGGCAGACACUGACUACCAUGGGAUCAAUGGUUUUAUUAUGAUCAUCACCACCAAAAAGCAGCUGGCCUUAGAAGACUGUGGGAUGGAGUACUGAAGACUCAGUUACAGCCCCAGGAUGGUCCGUAGUAUGGAACCACUGGCAAAGAAGAUCUUUAAAGGAGUUUUAGUUGCUGAAUUUGUGGGCGUAUUUGGAGCAUAUUGUUUGUUUAAUAAAAUGAACACAAGCCAAGAUUUCAGGCAAACAAUGAGCAAGAAAUUUCCCUUUAUCUUGGAAGCUUAUUACAAAUCUGUUGAAUAUUCUGGAAUGUAUGGAAUCAGAGUGCAAGAUCAAGAAAAAUGGCUGAACAGCAAGUGAGGAAUUUGGCCACUGAUCAAGGUUUACCCUAUGUCAUAGUAUCAGGCAAGAUUAAAAUUCCAAAGUUGACAUGGAUGGUUUUGGAAUAUUUAUGGUAAAAUGUACAUGCUAAUUAAGCCAGAGGUUUUGUUCUUUGGAAGAAAAUGAAGGAAAUGAAGAAAGAUAUGUUUAAUAUUAAAAUAAAGUUUUGUUUAACUACUCAAAGUGGUUGUCCUUAAAAAAAAAAAAAAGCCUCACCUAUAAUUCUGAAUAUAUAAAUUUUUCAAAAUAGGUUAAUAGUAAAACUUCUUUUUUAAAUAUUUUGUUUCAAUUCACCCAUUGAAAAUCCCAUCAUGUAAAGGUAUAUGAACUAGAAAUACUGAUUUUAUCCAUUUCCUCAAACAAUAUUAUCCAAACUCUUUGCAUCUUUGACAUCAAUGUCUCUGGCACUACUAGAGCCACUUAGAAACCAGCUUUACUAAGGAAUAAAAUUUGUCAUAAAAUUCAGCUUUUUUUCAGUGUACAAUCAGCAUGUUUUAGUAAAUUUAUGGAGUUGUUCAACUGUGAUCACAAUACAAUUUUUAGAACACUUCCGUCAAUUCCACAACUGGUGUCCAUUUGUAGUCACGUGCAUCCUGCCAAGGCUUUGCCUUUUCUGGUUAUUUUAUAUUAAUGGAAUCACAUGAUAGGUGGUUUUCUGUAUCUGGCUUUCAUUAAGCAUAACAUUUUUGAGGCUCAUUGCAUUACAUCAUGUGUCAGCACUUCACUUUAUUUCUGAAUAACAUUCCAUUAUAUGGGUAUACCAUAUUUUGCUUAUCCAUUAUUAGUCAGUCUGGAUAUUUUGGAUUUUCCCACUUUUUGGCUAUGAUGAAUAAUGCUGCUAUGAACAAUUGUGUACAAGUCUUUGCAUAAAUAUACCAGAGCCACUUUUGAUAAAAUAGUUUCUAGAGCAUAUCAAGGUGAGAUGCAUAUUAUAUUAUUUAAGAAGUGUGCAUGACGCUACUAUUGAAUAUUUUAAGCUAAAAUGCCUGUUUGUGUAGCAUUAGGGCAGGUGUUUUUGGUUUUCAUUUAUCCUAUAUGUCUUUAUAACUUCAAUUAGUAAGUACUUCUGUUGUACAGCCUAAGUUUCCUUAAAAUUUUUUUAUCCUUAAGGAUAUCCAACAUUUGCAAAUGUAGGGUGAAACCCCUCAACAUCAAUCAAUAAAUUGGUUUGAAAUUCCUUUGCCUCCUUUUAUCUUAACCAAUUCUGUCAGGCACCCUUUAAUCUGCAUCCAAAACUAUUAUUGAGAUGUGAGAUCCUUUCAGGCUAUUGUCUUCCGAAAUGUGCUUUAUUAAUCAAAGUAAGGUUUCUAAGAAUAUCUUUUAAUAUGACAGAUUCCGCAGGAUUUGACAUAAAGUAACAUUUCUUUCUGAGCGAUGAUUCUGAGGAAAACUUUGCCUCAUAUUUGAGCAUAUGCUAACUGUGACCUUACAUUACUCAAUGGAAGACAAAAUUUGGAAGAUAACAUGUUAAUUUAAAUAUGUACCAGGUAAAUCAAUCUAAUUAAGAGGACUUAGGUUAGCAGUAUUUGGAAGAGCUGAUAAAAAUUUUGUAGG